Rhincodon typus (whale shark) is the source of this 1680-nucleotide messenger RNA. Its product is annotated as brain enriched myelin associated protein 1. Gene Ontology annotation, biological process: myelination. The coding region runs from base 235 to 1680 and encodes 481 amino acids. The transcript has 12 exons. Lineage: Eukaryota; Metazoa; Chordata; Chondrichthyes; Orectolobiformes; Rhincodontidae. The record is from RefSeq and is a predicted model, not a curated record.
UUUUUUUAAGUGCUAACACUGACAUGGGUUGCGGUUGGAAUGGCAGCCCCACCCUUUAAGUAAUUGUGUUAAGUGUGUACAGUAGGUAGCAACUUACAGUCAGUGAAAACAAGAAAUCUGGCCAGUGGAAGGAAACAUUAGCAGUUUGACACUUGAGUUACCUAUUCUUGCUGGGUCUGACUGCAAUUGGAUCUAUCCUGUGAAGACGCCGAACUACUUAACAGUAUAUUCACCAUGGGUAAUACAACAUCACAUGAACCUCUGGAUGAAUCUGGGGCAGAACUCCCAGCUUUGGAACAAACUACGACUGAAACUCAUACUGAGAUUGUUCAAAAUGGUCCGACUCUUCGAAAACCGAACCCAGUUGAGAACAAGAGUGAUACUGAUAUCCGCAAAAUUAAUUACCUGAUGAAGAAAUUACAUUUAAAGUCUGGAAAAGCCAAAGUAGACUCAGGAGCAGCUGUUAAGCAGGACACCGGGACUUUCACAUCAGAAGCAACAAUGGAGAAAAAUGCUAAUGCUAAUGCAGAGGAAAAAGAACUUGAAAAGUCUACCAAGACAGUUUCUAAGUCCAGGUUUUCCAUGUCUUUUUCUCGGUCUGUACCAGGGCGUACUAAUGACCCUUCUACAGGGCCAAUGUCAGAAACGGCAAAGCUCCAAACCAAUCAAGAGAGUGUCUCAGUGAACGCAGCAUCAGUUGAUAAAGUGGAUCUUCAAGAAUCCUCCUCACAAAAGCAACUGCAGCAGCCUGCAACUGAAUCAUCAGAUGCACCAGAACACGCUGUGAAUGAAACCAAGCAAAAAGAAGUAAGCUUUUUUGAAAAACUGUUCAAACAAGGCGAUAAGGGCAAACAGCAAAAUGAGAAUCAGGGAAAUCUGAAGACUGCUGGAAGUCAGCCAGUUGCUGCCAAUAGUGAAGCUACUGAACUUAUCCACAGACUGGAUAACGUGCAGCAUUAUUUGGAAACUGGUGACGACAACAAGGAUCAUCCAACAUCACCAUAUGGUAACAAAGCAUCUCAAAAUUCAACUUCAAAAUCAUCUGAAAACCUCAAGGAAUCUGAGAAGGAUAAUAAAGCAGAGACAUCUGCAGACGAUAAGUCGGUCAUGAAUUUCUUCAAAACGCUAGUCACACCAACAAAGUCUUCUUCCAGGACAGAACUUGACUCACCGCAGCUAUCAGAUGACAAGAGAAAAGUAAAUGUUGAACAGAAAGAAGCAGCAGCCAAAUCCCACAAACCAGAACAAAAAGCAGCAGAUCAGGAGAUACCCAAGACAAAUGAUGCAGAAUCUGUUGAUAAAGUAAAACUAGAAAAGACACCAACACAAAGUCCAUUUGGAAAGCUAUUUAAGCAAAAGACCAUCAAGGAAAUACCACAGGACGAACAAGAUACUGCACCUGCUGAAAAAUCUGAUAAAAACACAUCCCAGUUGCAAAAACGAAUGUCAAAACAGGAAGAUGCAUGCCCUGAAUCUGCACAGAAAUUAAAAUCUGGAGAAGAGGAGAUUAAACCAGCUAAAAAAGGCUUCUUGAACUUCUUCAAACAGACGUCAGUCAAAGAGGAUGAGAAACACGCUGAUUCUGUGGGCUCAACUGUAAAAGGUUCUGAAGGAAAGAAACAGUACAUUCCUUCUCUCCCAGAUGGUCUGCGGAGGAUCCUCUUGGGAGACAUCGCUUAA